UGCGAGAAACUAUAUAUUUCCAAAUCUUAGACACAAAAAUGAAAUGUAGUUCUGAUGCUACUGGUUCUUCUUUCAAAAUUUAUCUGUUGGUUUUAAUCAGUAUUGGACUCACUAAUGGGGAAAGUGUUUUUAGGGCUAAGCGGAGUGAUUUGUCUGAUUUUGACCAUUUAAUCAGCCACCUAUACCUCCAGCACUGCACUUUUGUUGAGAUUGGCGAAGGUAUAUGUAGCUUGUUUCUAGAGCUGAACAUACCCAGAUGCAAGAAGCCUUUGCGAAAACAGAUGUUCCUGGGCAAUUGUCUCUGCUCAGAGUUCCGACAGUGGCAUCUCUGUAGCCCUGAGCUAGCUCGAGCACGGCCGCAGGACUGUGAAUUCCUGGAGGGAACAUCGAGCGCCUCCUCGAGUGCAAGGGUUCACCGUAGACUUUGUGAUGUUACGGGUAUGAACCAAUGGAACUCCCAAUGUAACUGUUCUGUCAAACUGGCUGGAAAACUACAGGACUUCAUGUGUGGUUUCAAGACCUGCUACGCCAGUCCGUUGCCAGAUACCAUCUGUGGACCAAGAACUGUCUGUGGUACAGCACAUUGUGAUGUUGGGGAACACGGGUCACUGUACAGCGUACAUUGCGACCGACACUGCAGAUAUCAUCAACUGUUCUGUGAAGACCCGUGCCCGGAGACUAGUCUGAGACGCGUAGUCACAUCGCAAUGGGCAGAGUGGAAGUCUACAACUCAUGACAGAGACUGCGGCCUACGACAGUUUGAGACAGACUGCUUAAGUGAUAGAGGUGAACCUGCAUUUGACUGUCUCGGCCCUGGAUUGCAAUGCUGUGGAACGGAUGAAUUCGAUUGCACUUGCCUGGUUAAUAUUCAAGAUGGAAAACUGAAAGCACUUCGUUACAUCAAACUUGGAGAGAAUAAGACACACAGCUCCUCCUCUGAAGAUGAAGCCGAUGGUUUUAAACGGAAAGCUCGAUCAGCUGAUCUAAAAGGAGGCGCAAAGGUGUGGAGCAGAUUGAUAGAAGCAGCUUCAAGUGAUAAUAAGAAUGAUUCGAUAUCAAUGUUUGGCAAACCUUUGGACAACGAAGAUAACAAAAAAUAUCUACCCCAAGAACAUGAAGAAGAUGAAUCAGAAAUUGAAGACUCCUUUUUGGAGAAUCAGGAAAAUUCAAAAGACCAAAAAACAAGUGCAAAGGAAGAUAGCGAAAAUGAAACAGGAUUAAAAUCUACUUUUGACAAAAGUCUAUUAGAAGGAUCAAAACUGAGAGGGAAGAAUAUGAAUAUAGACUCAGAGCGGAUUCCAGCAAACCAAACAAUCCAUGAAUUAAAGGCUGGAUUUUAUGAAACUCUAAAGGUUAACCCAAAUGAAAAUAAUAUUGUUUUGAUUAACCCAAAAAAUAACUCAGAAUCGGUUCUUCCGAUCCAACUGAAAGAGAAAGAAAAGAUUGAUAAAACAUCCAGUGAAGAAAUUCAGCUUGAUUCAACUCCUCUACAUGUUACCAGCAGAACGACAAACACAGAGUUUCUGAAACAAAAUAAUAGCAAUGGGAUAAUAGGGAGAGAGAAGGAGAACAUAAGCGAUGCAAAUAGUAAGGUUACUAGCAAUGAGGAAAGUUUGGGACAAAAAAGUAAAAUCAUCAAUGAGAUUACUAAUAACACAAAUGUUAGAAAUGAAAAUUCCAAUACAAACAAACUGGGCAGUGACAAACAAACCAUAGAUUCUGACAUAGUCAUAGGCAAUGACAAAGCUAUCAGCCAGAACCUCAAUAGGAACACUUCUAAGGAACCAGUGUCUAUAAAUAGAAAUAGUGAUCAAAAAUUUCACCUGGAAGAAAGCUAUACCCCAAAUUUGAAUAUUUCCCUUCCUGAGACUUAUAAUAGUACACAGUCUUCACUUAAAAGCCUACAACAGGUUAGUCAUGAAAAUGUAAGUAAAAGCAUAAAUCCACUUAAAAGUGAAAAUAACAGUAGCAUAAAGAAAGAGGGAAACACUGAUCAGAAACAUGUAGCUGAACAGUUAAAAACAAAUAUAGAAGAGAAAUUUAAAGACAAAAAUGAUUAUAACAUUUAUAACACAAAAGAAAAAACGCAGGAUACAAACUUCAACAGUCGGGAAAGAAAUGAACUCCAGACUGAGAAAAAUAACACAGAUAAAGUUGGCGAAGGAAGAAGCUCUGUUACCAAUGGAGAGGAAAUGAAUGGUGGUAACCAAGAUUCCAAAGAUGGAAAACCCAACAAAGAUAUCUUAUUGGAAAGUGUGAACAAAACAGAUAAUAAAACAAAAAAACAAGAACCACUUCUUGGUGGGAUAAUAAAAUGGAACAAAUCAAAGAAUCACGAAAGCAGAGUUGUAGACGAGGAAGAAAAGACAGAACUUGAAGAAGGUAACCAGCCAGAAAUACAAGAUCCAAUAACAGAAAAUAAAAGACCAACUUAUAAAACUAAAAAUAACCUAAAAAUGGAGAAGUUCGUUGAGAGAAACAGUACUAAGUUAUCCACACCAAUCCCAUCUAAAUUUCAUCAUCGGAGUAAACAAGGCCAUCAGAAAAUCACUGAUGGUUUACAACGAACCAACGUAGACUCGCAAAACAAUUACAAUGCUAAAGGUGGUUACACAAGCUCAGAUAUUGAAAGGUAUUCAAAUAGCAGAUUUAAUAAUUCAACAACCAAAAAUAUUUUACAAACAAUCACAAAAGCUACUUCCUCGCCAGCUUACGAUCAAUCUACCAAAAGACAGCUGAUUAAUAAAAAAACAAGAAUUAACAGUGCAGACUCAUUCUCUAAUGUCCACAUUACUUUACCAGCUAGGUCAACAAAACGACGACUGAGACAACAAUACUUAAAUGAGAGACGAAAAGGAGUAACUCUAAAUAUUCAAACCAUGACUACUCCAGACUUUUUGGGGGAUAUUGCAAAAAAACUAUCUAAGUCACAGUCUCUGAAUAGUCUUAAUGAUCCGAACGAUCCUUUUAGAACACUUUCUGAAUCGAAUCCACCCAUACAACUCCCGCCAGAAGAGUCACCACAUGAUUACGACGAACCUGAACCGGUUUUGAAAGACUUGAACAAAGUUGAUAAGGAUAAUGUUGAUAUGAAAAUGGCUGAAGCCCUUGCAAGUCUUGGUAAAUCGCCAGAUGUCAAUGCAUUUCAAGGAAAAAUCGAAUGGUCAGAAAAAGUCAUAGAUAAGGACAAUUUGAAAAUUGAAAAUGACAAGAAAAUGAAACCAAUGCAUGGGCAAAAUAUACCAGAAGUGUAACUACACCAAGUCAAGAUGAAAAAUGAAUAGUAAGAUGCAAGACUGUAUAGGCCUAUAUGUUGGCUUUUUAUAUUUUUUUGAUGUUGUACGGACAAUGUUAUACGGACAUAUCAUUGGGAGAGAACUGCACAGAUAAUAAUAACAAUGAUGAUGUAGGUUUGAUUAUGUAGAUAAAAACACAAUAUUAUGUCUUAUUUCAUAGAUAAUGCUUACUAAAGAAUUUGUAAAUUUGAAAAUUGUUACACAAAGCUUACGAUUGAUUUUACUAUUAUGUCAAAUAAACUAAGUACAUACAUAAAUCUUUAGUUAAAUUUAAAUGAAUCCAUUUUAUGAUUUCAGUGUUAUGAAUAUUUUACCAUAGAACAGCCUCAAAUUUCUGUGGCUUGGUCACAAAUAAUGUUAUAUGAAAACCAUGACAAUUAAACCUAGAAAACACUUAUAAAUUCAAUAUUAAACCUUGUUUAGGUUUUUGUUUUAUGUCGUCAUUUUAAAAUGUCAAUCAUAAAUUACUGUACCUAUU
Messenger RNA from Macrosteles quadrilineatus (aster leafhopper), 3774 nucleotides. RefSeq names its product bromodomain-containing protein DDB_G0270170-like. The coding region runs from base 39 to 3254 and encodes 1071 amino acids. The transcript has 7 exons. The record is from RefSeq and is a predicted model, not a curated record. NCBI's taxonomy places the organism in Eukaryota, Metazoa, Arthropoda, Insecta, Hemiptera, Cicadellidae.